Molecule: messenger RNA, 4375 nt
Organism: Alosa sapidissima (American shad)
Lineage: Eukaryota; Metazoa; Chordata; Actinopteri; Clupeiformes; Clupeidae
Product: inactive phospholipase C-like protein 2
Exons: 6
Coding region: 751-4260 (1169 amino acids)
Biological process (GO): lipid metabolic process; intracellular signal transduction
Molecular function (GO): phosphatidylinositol-4,5-bisphosphate phospholipase C activity
Source: RefSeq, a predicted model, not a curated record
UGUAUGGGCAACCAGCAGUCCGAACAAGAGAAGAGAGCUAGGGGCUCUUUCUGUGUGGCCGCUAUUUCCACACCAGCGCGCGGCACUGUCUGUGACUGCACCCCACGGAAGCACAUGUGGAAACACUGUCGUACUGUCAGCCGACAGGAAAGUAAACGAGUAUGCAACGUACACAGCGUCGGUGAGAGAAAGACUAGCAGAGAGGGGAGAACAAAAGUGGAGGGAGCGCUCAGGGGUAGCAGAGAAGAGGGGGGAGCCAUCAAGGACAUAUUUUACGCACCCUGAUUCGCUAACGCGGAUCGGAUUGCUGCAACUGUGAAUUCUCGACUGAGAACAUUGCUUACUCCGACCAGAGCAGGGCUGUGCUUGUUUAUCAGCUAACUUCAUAUUAGCUCGGAGCUAUUUAUUGUUCUGUUGGGAGGAGUUGGCAACGGACGCAGCAUGUUGCCAGCAAGCCAGCUAAUCAAAGCAGAUCUCACCGCGAAAGCCAUCUGCGCAUUUCAAAUGAGCGACUGAGCGGAGAACAGUUACCGAUAUCGGAGUUUGAACCUCUACCUUCGCGACAGGCUGCCUGAACACCUCUGAUCUCGUAGCCGUGUCUGAUUUGGAAACCGCUUGUGUGCCCCCUUUGGUCAGAGAUUUAUGAGCUCCCUUAAAGCUAAUGGUUUCGCUGUGUUUUUUAAACCACAGGGUCACUCCGGUACUCGCGAAAUGUUGAAAUCCAAGGUGUUUCUGUAACAGAGGUGAACCAUGGCAGGGCUGCAUGCAUCAGAAGCUGUGUCGGGACCCUUUUUGGAGCCCCCUUCGCCGGACGCGACGUCCCAAUCACAAGCCGCUGCUGCAGCUCUCGAUGUCUCGGUGUUGAACCUCAAUGACGCCGCAGCCGUAUUGACCCCAACGGGGACACGGGCAUAUCUGGACGUGUCACCGGUUACUGUGAUACCUGGUGGAUUCCCGGUGCUUGGGGCCGAGAGAGUGUAUACUAACGGGAGGUGUGAAGAACAAGGGAGCCCCAGAAUCGGCAGUCGGAGCCGUGACAGCUCUUCAGAGAGAAGCCUCGGCGGGGGCACCACGCCAUGCGGCAUCAUGAAGGAUGGUUCAAAGCAGAGGCAGUCACGGAAGAAGACAGUGUCAUUCAGCUCGAUGCCGAGCGACCGCAAGAUGAACAGCACAGCAGCCUGCAUGGCCUUCAUGAUGGAGGGCUGUGAGAUGAAGAAGGUGCGCUCCAACUCGCGCAUGUACAACCGUUACUUCGUGCUGGACGCCGACAUGUGUUGGCUGCGCUGGGAGCCCUCCAAGAAGGACUCGGAGAAGGCCAAGCUGGAGAUCAAGAGCAUCAAGGAGGUGCGCCUGGGCAAGAAGACCCCUGUGCUGCGCAGCAACGGUCUGUCGGACCAGUUCCCGGACGAGUGCGCCUUCUCCAUCAUCUACGGAGAGAACUACGAGUCGCUGGACCUGGUGGCCAGCACGCCAGACGUGGUCAACACGUGGGUGAUGGGGCUGCGCUACCUCGUCUCCUACGGAAGGCACGCGGUGGGCGCUGUAGAGCCGGGCGAGCCCAGCCUGCGCACGUCCUGGAUCGGUUCCGUGUUCGAGUUGGCCGACGUAGAGAAGCAGGGCCACAUCGACCUGCUCCGGGCCACCCAGAUCAUCAAGGGCCUGAACCCCGGCAUGAAAGAGUCGCGGAUCGAGCUCAAGUUCAAGGAGCUGCAGAAAGCCAAAGACGAGUACGGCGAAGACAUCAACGCCGACACGUUCGUGGAGGCCUACUGUGAGCUCUGCACCCGGCCCGAGGUGUUUUUCCUCAUGAUGCAGUUCUCCAGCAACAAGGAGCACCUGGACAGCAAGGACCUGAUGCUGUUCGUGGAAGUCGAGCAAGGCGUGGAAGGGGUGUCCGAGGAGAUGUGCCACCACAUCGUGCAGAAGUUUGAGCCGUCGGCCGAAGGCCGGGAGCGGGGCUGCCUGUCCAUCGACGGCUUCACACACUACCUCCUGUCGCCCGAGUGCCAUAUCUUCGACCCGCAGCAUAAGCGCGUGUGCCAGGACAUGACCCAGCCGCUGUCGCACUACUACAUCAACUCCUCACACAACGCCUCUCUCCUGGAGGACCACCACUGGGGCUCGUCUGACAUCUCCAGCUACAUACGGGCCCUGCGCAUGGGCUGCCGCAGCCUGGAGGUGGUGGUCUGGGACGGGCCCGACUGCGAGCCCGUGGUCUACGUGGGAAGCUCGGUGGCCUCACAGCUUGCCUUUGGUAAGGUGCUAGACAUCCUCAACCAGUACGCCUUCGAGAGCUCCGAGUACCCGCUGAUCCUGUGCUUGGUCAUCCACUGCUGUGUGCCACAGCAGCGGGUCAUGGCGCAGCACAUGAAGAAGAUUCUGGGCGACAAGCUUUACGCGGAGCCGCCAAACCCAGAGGAGCAUUACUUGCCUUCCCCCGAGAAGCUAAAGGGCAAAGUCCUUAUCAAGGGCAAACGUCUUCCUCCCAACUAUCCCGAAUCAGAGGGGGAGGUGACGGACGAGGAGGAGGGGCUCGAGAUGUCCAGGCGGUUGGUCGGGGCCGAGGAGAAAGACAACCUCAACGGGGUUGGGUGCAAACGUCUGCGUCUGUGCAAGGAGCUCUCAGACCUGGUCUCUCUCUGCAAGUCGGUGCAAUUCAGGGAUUUUGAGACCUCCAAAAGGGAACAGAGGUACUGGGAGAUGUGCUCGUUCAACGAGGUGGACGCCAACCGCUUCGCCAACGAGUUUCCAGAGGACUUUGUGGGCUACAACAAGCGAUUCCUGUCACGAGUCUACCCCACACCGAUGCGCAUUGAUGCCAGCAACAUGAACCCCCAGGACUUCUGGAAGUGUGGCUGCCAGAUUGUGGCCAUGAACUACCAAACCCCUGGUCUGAUGAUGGACCUUAACCUCGGCUGGUUCCGUCAGAAUGGCAACUGCGGCUACGUGCUGCGGCCGUCCAUAAUGAGGGAAGAGGUGUCGUACUUCAGUGCCAACGCGCGGGACUCCUUGCCUGGCGUGUCAGCGCAGCUCUUGCACAUCAAGGUGAUCAGCGGCCAGAACUUGCCAAAGCCACGGGGUUCGGCCGCUAAGGGGGACGUGGUGGAGCCCUACAUUUACGUUGAGAUCCACGGCAUCCCGGCCGACUGUGCCGAGCAGCGCACCAAGACAGUCUCGCAGAAUGGCGACAACCCCAUCUUUGACGAGAGCUUUGAGUUCCAGAUCAACCUGCCGGAGCUAGCCGCGCUCCGGUUCGUGGUGCUGGACGAUGACUACAUCGGGGAUGAGUUCAUUGGUCAGUACACCAUCCCGUUCGAGUGCCUGCAGCCGGGUUACCGCCACGUCCCUCUGCAGUCCCUCACCGGGGAGUUCUUGCCCAACACCACGCUGUUUGUGCACGUGGCCAUCACCAACCGCCGCGGUGGAGGCAAAGCGCACAAGAGGGGCCUGUCCGUGCGCAAGGGACGCAAGACUCGCGAGUACACCUCCACCAAGACCACGGGGAUCAAAGUGGUGGACGAGCUGUUCCGGGCAUCCACGCAGCCACUCAGGGAAGCCACUGACCUCAGAGAGAAUGUGCAGAACGCCAUGGUGUCCUUUAAGGAGCUGUGCGGUCUGGCUCCUGCUGCCAACAUGAAGCAGUGUAUCCUGACCGUGUCGUCGUGGCUGCUGAACAGCGAGCGAUCGCUGCGCGUCACCGUGGACCUGAGUGAGGCCUACCCCGCCAUGGAAGCCCAGGGGCCCGUACCAGAGCUGCUGCGCAAGGUCCUCAACGCCUACGACACGAUGAUCCAGACCAGUCGCACACUAAUCGAGUCCGCAGACGGAGUCUACGCCAAGCUAACACAAGCACAACGUGCAGGGCUAGACUUCCAUGAGGACCUCCAUCGCAUCGGUGCAAAGGAGGGCCUGAAAGGCAGGAAGCUACAGAAGGCCAUGGAGAGCUAUGCCUGGAAUAUCACCGUGCUCAAGGGUCAGGCUGACCUGCUGAAGCAUGCCAAGAGUGAGGCAGUGGACACGCUGAGACAGAUCCACUGCGCGGCCCAGUCCUGCGGCCUGGUGAAGAAUGGAGCGGCGUCCGCAGCCACACCAGCCACACCACCUGCCGCCGGCGCCGCCUCCUCACCAGCCUCUCCGCUGCCCUCUCCGCUGCCCCCUCCUCCACCAUCGCCCCACAUCCUGCACCUGCCGCGCCUCGCCUCUCUGCACACCAUCCCCGAGAGCGAGACCCCGAAUUACGACCACUCCCCAGCAUACUGAACUACACCACACACAUACACAUAGAUACAUUCUCUCUCUCUCUCUCUCACACACACACACACACACACAGAUAUAUACACACAUACACAGUUAUACAGUAUGCAGACACACAUAC